Messenger RNA from Ceraceosorus bombacis, 1188 nucleotides. NCBI's taxonomy places the organism in Eukaryota, Fungi, Basidiomycota, Exobasidiomycetes, Ceraceosorales, Ceraceosoraceae. The record is from the annotation of a GenBank genome assembly.
CAUGAAUCAUGACCACAUCGUAUGCGUGUCGUGUAUCAUGUGCAUACCGAGCACCAGAAGCGCAAAGUGCAGUCAGCAGGAGGGUAUAGCUAGCGCCCACGCAUUUCGCAAUCACGACUCUCCACUCGUGACUCGUGACUACACUACUUGCGAUUUGCUCCGUGCUGGAUGCGCACCAGCCUCGCCAAAAGCUCUUGUGCAACUGCUCAACAGUCACGUGAGUUUGGUUGUGCUGUCUAAACACCGUCAAGCGAGCAAGAAGGGUACCUACUGUACGUGUGCAGCUGCACAAUGCGCGCUGCCCCCCCACCUAUACCUAUACCUGCACACCUGUUGGUUGCCGCCAUCAGCCAUGCGCUACUCAUCAGCCUCAUCAGACGCACAUUGUGACUUGCCCACCCUCACCAUCCUUGACUUGCGAAAGAAGAUCGAGUGGAAAGUCAGCCCGAUGCCGGCCGCAGCUCCCCGUCUUGUUCCUCGGCAAGUCCGGCACAUCCCAAGCAGGUCACCCCCCGCGGCCAGCACAAGCGCUGGGGUCGAACCUGUUUGCGGACUGAGUGGGGCGUUUGAAGGAACACUUUAGUAGCGCAGGCCUCGAGGACCGCGGAUGGUGUGCGAUGCAUAGCUGAGCUUUCGCACUUCACACUCGUGCUUCGUCGAGCUUCGGUCCGCCGCAGCUGACUACAACGAGUCAGUCUGAUCCGCAAUGCCAGUAGGGGCGCACGUAUGGAAACACGCUCAUGGGCAUGGCCUUUCAUCAUCCCGCCAUCCUUGCGACGACGAUGCGCUAUUUGGUGGCGCGACGGCCAAACGUUGACUUUUUGCGUACCGCUCGCUUCGAGCAACGUUUGCUGCUGCUGCUGCUGCUGGGAGACGCCCGCCACCUUGCUCUGUCCGCGCCAGGACUCGCCACCUGCGUGUGUUUGGUCGACGACGCAUACAUGCCCCCGUAGCUCCGAAAUCUCCACACCCACCAACAUGCUUGAAAUACUGUGUGUUUUUUAACGAGCGCUUCACUUUGCUACAUGGUAGAGUCAAGGGCCGCCAUAUCAGCGCGCUCACAACAACCUUUGACCCCUCCGCUAGCAGCGUCGCUCACCGCACGUGAAGCUCUCUCAGCGCGCUCUUGGACGUGCAGCAGCUUGUUUCUGCCAUGCGAAACUUCAACCUGGGCACGCUCACGCUGAC